CGAGCUUCAGGAGGAAGAACAGAAGGCGAUGAAGUUUGCCUUAUCUCUGACGGCGGCGGCGCUGGCGUACCUGGCGGUGGCCAACCCCGUCCCUGAUGCGGGGGGAGUUGUGUGCUGCGGUGGAGGCGGCGGAGGUGGAAGAGGAAGAGGAAGAGGAGGUGGAGGCUUCCGAGGCGGAGGCUUCCGAGGUGGAAGGGGCGGCGGAGGCCUUGCUGUUAACCUAGGAGGAAGACUUUCCAUUAAGGGAGGAGGUGGAUUCGGUGGAGGGCAGGGAGGGUUCGGAGGAGGAAGUGGGGGUUCGGAGGUGGAGGUCAUGGAGGUUUCGGAGGAGGAAGUGGAGGAUUCGGAGGAGGAAGUGGAGGAUUCGGAGGAGGAGGUCAUGGAGGUUUCGGAGGAGGAGGAAGUGGAGGCUUCAGCAGCAGCAACAGCGGGGCCUUCGGAAGCGGCGGCUCGGGCUUCAGCAGCGGCAACAGUGGCUUCACGAGUGGAGGCGGAGGUGGACACGGAGGCAAGGGAAGUGGAGGAGUUUGCUGCAUCAGCGCCGGCGCUCCUGGUGGCGCUGGCGUGCCUGGCGACGGCGUUUCCCGAGGCGCGUCCGGGAGGCUUCUGCUGCGGGGGCAGCCGCGGAGGCAGUGGCCGCGGCUUCAGCAGAGGUUUCGGAGGCGGACGAGGCCUCAACUUCAGGCUGGGCGGAAAGUUCUCGAUCAAAGGAUUCGGAGGAGGCGGCUCAGGAUACGGCGGAGGUGGAGGAAGAAGUGGAGGCUUCGGAGGCGGUGGAAGUGGAGGUUUUGGAGGCGGAGGCGGUGGUCUCGGAGGAAACAGCUUGGGUGGAGGUUACGGCUCGAGCUUCAGCAGCAGCGGCAGCAGCGUCCUCGGCAGCGGGUCGAGCUUCAGCAGCAGCAGCAGCGGAGCCUUCGGAACAGGGUCAGGCUUCAGCAGCAGUAGCAGUGGCUUCAAUACUGGAGGAGGAGGAGGAGGAGGCUUCGGCGGUGGCGGAUUAGGUGGAUCAGGAGGAGGCGGAGGAGGAGGAUCUGGCGGUGGAGGCGUCUGUUGUAUUUCCAAGAAGUGGUGA
Penaeus vannamei (Pacific white shrimp) is the source of this 1072-nucleotide messenger RNA. The record is from RefSeq and is a predicted model, not a curated record. Lineage: Eukaryota; Metazoa; Arthropoda; Malacostraca; Decapoda; Penaeidae.